This is a messenger RNA of Elephantulus edwardii (Cape elephant shrew), 918 nucleotides long. It is a transcript of the gene DNLZ, whose product is annotated as DNL-type zinc finger. Bases 1 to 918 code for a protein of 305 amino acids. Gene Ontology annotation, cellular component: mitochondrion. Gene Ontology annotation, biological process: protein stabilization; protein import into mitochondrial matrix; protein folding. Gene Ontology annotation, molecular function: zinc ion binding; protein-folding chaperone binding. The record is from RefSeq and is a predicted model, not a curated record. NCBI's taxonomy places the organism in Eukaryota, Metazoa, Chordata, Mammalia, Macroscelidea, Macroscelididae. The transcript has 7 exons.
AUGCUGCGGGCAGUGCUGGUUCGUGCGCCGACGCUGCUGAGCCCCGCGCGGACUCGCUACCACGGCCUGAGGCAGCUAUGGGCGCGCGGAACUCGCCUGGAGGCCUCAGGGAAGCGACAGGCCUGGGCCUGGGCCUCCCGGCGCUUGAGCUCCGAGCCGGGGCAGGGGCCUGAGACCGCGCUGGGGCCUGUGGAGGCCUCACACUACCACUUGGUCUACACCUGCAAGGUCUGCAAGACCCGGUCCUCCAAGCGCAUCUCCAAGCUGGCCUACCACCGGGGCGUGGUCAUCGUCACUUGUCCUGGCUGCCAAAACCACCACAUCAUCGCGGACAAUCUGGGCUGGUUUUCUGACCUGGACGGGAAGAGGAAUGUCGAAGAAAUCCUGGCUGCCCGCGGGGAGCCUGUGCGCCGUGUGGCUAGCGAGGGGACCGUGGAGUUGGUCUUGGAGGCUGCGGCGCUGCAGGCCCCUGUUGCCCUGGAAGGGAGCGAGGACGAGGAUUGCCGCUGCCACUUUGGGAGCCUGUCCCCUCCUGUGGGGCACCAGGGCCACAAGCUGGCCAUCUCUGUGGUCUUCGAGAUGCAGGGGACAGUUUGGAAACAGGCUGAGAGCACUGGGCUGGCUGAGCCUUCCCCAGCCCCCACCUCCAGCAUCAUUGCACCCACCCAGGCCGCACCUGCCUUCCUGCAUCCACCUCUGAUUCCCAGUAGCCAGGAGAGGCAGUGCCCAGUCCCAGCCCUCUGUUCCAGCGCUCGCUCACCCUCCCUGCCCUUGCAUGUGGUCUGCCUGGCACGCUGGGGCCUCCUGGCCACUCCAGCCAGCUCCUGUGCCCACAUGUCCCCGAUGUGGCAACCUUCUGGCCAGGUACAGGGUGGAGGGGAGCAGGGGCCCAACACAGUGGCCUUGGUCACCCUCUGA